AUGCAACUGGAAUAUUCACAACAAGAAGUUCAACAGCAAAAGUUAAGAGGAAAAUCCAUUCAAGAGCAAAAUCAAAGACUAGAAACUAUGAAAGUUCAGUUACAGAAACCAACUGAUGACAUGAUCAAUGAGAUAUUGUCUUUAAUGGAGAAGUUAAAUCAAAAAAACCUUGAACUGAAGCAAAAACAGGAUGAUAUCGACAAUUUAAAGAAAAUCAUUGGUCUAAAAAUCAUCAAGAGCACAAAAAGUAAUAAAAUGGCAAUAGGUUCUAAUUAA
This is a messenger RNA of Trichobilharzia szidati, 276 nucleotides long. The record is from the annotation of a GenBank genome assembly. Lineage: Eukaryota; Metazoa; Platyhelminthes; Trematoda; Strigeidida; Schistosomatidae.